Messenger RNA from Striga asiatica, 1403 nucleotides. The record is from the annotation of a GenBank genome assembly. Lineage: Eukaryota; Viridiplantae; Streptophyta; Magnoliopsida; Lamiales; Orobanchaceae.
CUGAGAAGAGUAUUGCAAAAAAACCAUCACGCCAAAAGAAACUCCCUAUUCUCUCUCACACACUAUGCGUGUAAAUCUCAUCUCGAGCGUCUCCGAUUGAUAUUCUUCCAGAAGAUUCGUUUAUGCUUUUGUUCGGCGUUCGAUCGACGGUCAGCAGGUUGACGGAAAACUGACGUCAUUCUGACAGAAUUUGAAGUCCUCCCUUUUGACUGGACAUUCUCAUACUAAACGUGCCGUUGGAAAAUGGUAGCCGGAAAAUGAUUAAAAUCUCCAGAAAAAAUCAGCGGCUUUGAAAUAUCGUUCAUCAUCCAUUCCUUACCCCAUGAAGAUCCAGCCCAUCGAUUUCAACCGGCCGCUCGAGCCUCAGGCAAAACCAAUGCUUAAAUUGAAAUUCAAGCGGUUUUUCGAGAGACCUUUUUCCGGCGUGUUGAGAGCAUCGGCCCAAGAUAAGCCUCCGGCGCCUCAUAACUGGAGCAAGGACUGCUCGGAGGAGUUCGAGCCUAGCUCGGUUUGCCUGGCAAAAAUGGUUCAGAAUUUUAUCGAGGAGACCAACGAUAGGUGUGGGAGGAAAAAAUGCAAUUGCUUCAAUGGAAGCUGCACAGAUAGCUCCGAUGAGGAUCCUCACAAUUGUUCAGAAUCGUGCAAUUGUUCCUCUGGCCACGCAUUCGAUGUUCUCAAGAGUCUGGUCCCCUGCUCGAGCGCCUCCGAGAGGAAUCUGCUAGCCGACACUGCGAAAAUCGUUAAUAGAAACAAAAUCGGUAAGCGAAAAGAUGAAUUUUGCAGAAAAAUUGUGGCAGAUGGCCUAAUUGCUCUUGGGUACAAAGCUUCAAUCUGCAGAUCAAAAUGGGAGAAAACCCCCUCUUUCAUUGCUGGGGAAUAUGAAUAUGUGGAUGCAACAAUCGAAGGCGGUGAACGGGUGAUAAUCGACAUCGAUUUUCGAUCGGAGUUCGAAAUCGCGAGGCCCACCAAGGCAUACCGACAGAUCCUCCAAACUCUUCCCAACAUAUUUGUGGGGAAAGCCGAACGUCUUGAGAAAAUCGUAACCUUGGUGUCCGAAGCUGCCAAACAGAGCCUUAAGAAGAGAGGCAUGCCCGUGCCACCAUGGCGUAAGGCCGGUUACGUGAAGGCUAAAUGGCUCUCGACUUUCAUUCGACUCGGCUCGAAUAUUUGUAACGGUGAUGAAUCCGUGUUUGGUUUUUCUGAUGGUAACAGCCCUUGUGAAGGGGAUGAUGGGGCCAAGAAGGCAUUGAUGAGAAAAUGGGAGCCAUUGGAGAUUAAGCCUAAGAACCUUAACAGGGGAGUGAAGUUAGUGACUGGUCUAGCUUCUAUAAUUGAGAAUAAACCCUAAAAUUUUUUGGUCCUUAAUUUGUUGUUUUGAUUUUUUGUUUUAAUUUUUUUUUUUU